AUGAAAGGCCAAAUGCGGUUUAGAGUGAAAGACAAGUUAGCACCAAAAUAUGUUGGGCUAUAUGAAAUUCUUGAGAAAAUCAAUCCGGUGAUGUAUCAGGUAGCCUUACCGCCGAUCAUGGAGCAUAUGCAUAAUGUUUUUCAUAUAUCUAUGCUUCAAGAGUAUUUGAGAGAUCUAUUCCAUGUGAUUGAACCAACUCAUAUGCUUCUGAAAGAUGAUUUUACUUAUGAAGAACGGCCAAUACAGAUUGUUAACAGCCAAAUCAAAAAACUAAGGAACAUAGAAAUUCCAUUGGUGAAGGUUGAUUGGCAAAACCAUGGAGGGACUUAUGCGACUUGGGAGAUCGAAGAAGAUAUGAUGAAAAGAUACCCAUAUUUGUUCCCUCUAGACUUGGCAUUUUUCCAAAACGAACAUAAUUCAAGUUUGGAGGACCAAACUCUUUUAAGAUUGAAGACUAUAACAACCUCGAAAUAUGAUUAG
This is a messenger RNA of Camellia sinensis, 480 nucleotides long. The record is from RefSeq and is a predicted model, not a curated record. Lineage: Eukaryota; Viridiplantae; Streptophyta; Magnoliopsida; Ericales; Theaceae.